Molecule: messenger RNA, 1257 nt
Organism: Python bivittatus (Burmese python)
Lineage: Eukaryota; Metazoa; Chordata; Lepidosauria; Squamata; Pythonidae
Source: RefSeq, a predicted model, not a curated record
AUGAAAGGAAUUAGGCCAGGUUGGGCCUGGCCCUGCCGCCUCCUGGGGGGCUUUGCCCCCACCCCAAUGGGCUAGGCCAGUCUGCAGGGCCACCGUGGCUGAGCUGGAAGCGGAGAGAGUCUCCUGGUCCGAAUCGGUCGGAACUGGGAUUCUGCAACCUUUGGAUCCUUUGCUGAGGGCCAGCAGGUCCCCCAAGGACCCCACACCCGCGCGUGCACUUUCCUGGCAGAGCCAAGGGAGCUCUGGGCACUCUUACCUCUGGGUCUGUGCCCCUUAUUUCCAGAGCCUUUUGUAGCUGCCCGUUGAAGACAGCAAGUGUUCUGCUCCCCCAACCCCACUGCCAGUCACCUUGAAGCUGGGUGGUGCCGAAAUCAAAGACAUUAAAUGAAAUAAAACGCAGGCGAGUUUUUGUCUCCGUAGGUCCCCGGAACGAAGGAACCCCUUCAGGAGUACGUGCCAAUUCUCAGCCCAUCUCCGAUGCCCUGCAGGGCGCAGAUUGGGAAGAUGGGUUGUGCGUCCCACUGGGGUCAAAAGAAGUCUGGAAUGGCUUAGGGGGCUCGGAGGUGGGGGUCGGGGAUGUCGAGAAAAGGAAUUGCGAGGAUCUUUGCUCCCCUGAGACCGGAGGUGUCUUUUCUCUUUCUCUCCCCCUCCCAGGAACUGGCAGUCUUUGAAAAACUCCCUGAGCAGGUCAAAAUCACGGAUGAAGGGCUUCGCGAAGAUGGCUUCUGUCAAGACCCCUUCUACAAAUGUGUGGUGGCUGAGCUCCCCCCAGGAUGCCAGAGCAAAGAGGGGCACACCAUCGUAGGGUACGGCCUCUAUUUUUUCAUUUACAGCACCUGGAAAGGCAGGAACAUCUACACGGAAGACCUCUAUGUGAUGCCAGAAUUUCGGGGGAAAGGAGUGGGAAGGAAGCUCCUGAGCGAGAUCGCAAAGAUCGGCUUGGAGAAAGGCUGCACGCAGAUGAGGCUCGGGGUGCUGGACUGGAACCGCCGGGCCAUCGACUUCUACCUCCGUCAAGGGGCGGCGGACCUGACGGCCACGGAGGGCUGGCACUUCUUCCGGUUUGAGGCAGAGGCGCUGCAGCAGCUGGCGCUGGGGGAGGCGGGCGCAGGAGCCGGGCUCGGGUCUUGCAGGGCGUAGGGCUCCUGGCUCGGCUGGAAGGGGAGCAGCAGGAGGGGUCUCCCCCAGCAUCCGCGCAGGCCGACGCGGGAUGUAAUAACACCGUAAUCAAAUAGUAAUAAAGGCCUAGACUUCUAA